AUGGCCCAGCCCUACCCCCCGGCCCAGUACCCCCCUCCGCCCCAGAACGGCAUCCCCACCGAGUACGCCCCGCCCCCGCCGCACCCCACGCCGGACUACUCAGGCCAGACCCCGGCCCCCCCCGAGCACGGCAUGACCCUGUACACACCAGCACAGACGCACCCCGAGCAGCCGGGCGCCGAGGCCAACACACAGCCCAUCGCCGGGACCCAGACAGUGCCGCAGACAGACGAGGCGGCACAGACCGACAGCCAGCCACCGCGCCCCUCCGACCCCACAGAGAAGCAGCAGCCCAAGCGGCUGCACGUCUCCAACAUCCCCUUCCGCUUCAGGGACCCUGACCUGCGGCAGAUGUUCGGGCAAUUCGGAAAGAUAUUAGACGUGGAGAUCAUUUUUAACGAGCGGGGCUCCAAGGGCUUUGGGUUUGUAACUUUUGAAACUAGCUCAGAUGCUGACCGAGCCCGGGAGAAGCUGCACGGGACAAUCGUAGAGGGACGGAAAAUUGAGGUCAACAACGCCACGGCCCGAGUUAUGACCAACAAGAAGACCGGAAACCCCUACACCAACGGCUGGAAGCUAAACCCUGUGGUAGGCGCGGUCUACGGGCCCGAGUUCUACGCAGUGACGGGGUUCCCCUACCCCACCACGGGCACGGCUGUUGCCUACAGGGGCGCACACCUGCGGGGCCGGGGCCGGGCCGUGUAUAAUGCGUUUAGGGCCGCGCCGCCUCCACCCCCCAUCCCGACUUACGGAGCGGCCCUGGAGCAAACACUUGUUAAAAUGCCGGUCCCGUGGGCGGGGCUGGCGCCGUGCCCCCUCCCUCCUCAGCAGACGCCGGAGCCGGCCUACCCCACCUCCGCAGCGUUCCCACCACUCUCUUGUCCGUUUGCUUCCAGGGUCGUGUAUCAGGACGGAUUCUAUGGUGCUGAGAUCUAUGGAGGCUAUGCAGCCUACAGAUACGCUCAGCCCGCAGCCGCCGCAGCCUACAGCGACAGUUACGGCAGAGUGUAUGCAGCCGCUGACCCCUACCACCACACCCUGGGCCCCGCCACCACCUACAGCAUCGGCACCAUGGCCAGCCUCUGCAGAGGGCACAGCCGCUUCACCCCCUACUAG
This is a messenger RNA of Lepus europaeus (European hare), 1116 nucleotides long. It is a transcript of the gene RBFOX3, whose product is annotated as RNA binding fox-1 homolog 3. The record is from RefSeq and is a predicted model, not a curated record. The coding region runs from base 1 to 1116 and encodes 371 amino acids. Gene Ontology annotation, cellular component: nucleus; cytoplasm. Gene Ontology annotation, molecular function: mRNA binding. NCBI's taxonomy places the organism in Eukaryota, Metazoa, Chordata, Mammalia, Lagomorpha, Leporidae. Gene Ontology annotation, biological process: regulation of alternative mRNA splicing, via spliceosome; nervous system development. The transcript has 11 exons.